CUCCUGGGUUUGCGGGGCUGCAAGGCGGGCUCGCGGCUUUCUCGGGGCUCGUGGCGCGGGUGAUCCCGGCUCUGCUAGGGAGGCCUCCCAGGGACUGAGAAACUCUCGGUUGCAUCUCCCGGCGGCAGUCAGAGCCAGCACGUGUGCGGGUCCGGGCUGGGAGGUGUGCCGGCCGGGCGGGGCUGCGCGCAGGCACGGGGGAGAUACCGAGGCCGAGUGGGUCUGGAGGCGGUCUGCACGGCCCAGGCCGCGAGGCUUCAGGGGGAGUCGCUGCCCUGCCCGCACCUCCACCCCUCCCCAGGGAGGGUCGCGGGCAGGGAGCGCCCAGUCAGACCUACCUUGUCAAGCACUCUGCUCUCCCUUGACAGGAAAACUGAGAAGGAAAGAAUGGCCUUAGAUUUGCUGCCUGCUCAGAUGACAGAGUCAGUGACGUUUAGGGAUGUUGCUGUGGUCUUCAGCCGGGACGAGUGGUUGCACCUGGAUGCUGCCCAGAGAAGCCUGUACCGGGAGGUGAUGCUGGAGAACUACAGCACUCUGGUCUCGCUGGGGAUUCCAUUUUCGAUGCCAAAGUUGAUCUGCCAGUUGCAACAAGGAGAAGAUCCCUGCAUGGUGGAAAGAGAAAUCCCUCAAGAUGCCUGCCUUGGUUUUAAGACAUGGCCUGAAAUAGAAGCAUUGCCUUGCAAACAGGACAUUUCUACAGGAGAAACAUCUCAAGGAAUAAUAAUGAAAAACUCCAUUAAGUUGGACAUCAAUUGUGGAGAAGCUUUGGAAUUUGAGGGCAGGACACAACAAGAGCAACAGAAAAAAACUCUCAGGCAAAUGGUAGCCUCACAGAAGAAAACCAUCAGUGGAGCUGGAAACCAGACAAGUCUUGAAUUAGGGAAAGGCUUAUUUAUAAAUACAGUUCUUAUUAGACGACAAAAUGUUCCUAUGGAAAGAGUACCCAGUAUAUAUUAUACUUUUGGGAGAGAUUUUAAACAGAAUAUUAAUCUAAUGAGAUGUUUCCAGAUUUACCCAGGAGAAAAACCUCAUAUUUACAAUGAAUGUGAAAAAAGCUUCAACCAGAGUCUUCAUCUUAUUGAAGGCCAGAGAAUUCAUACUGGUGAGAAACCUUAUAAAUGUAAUGAGUGUGGGAAGACCUUCAGCCACAGAUCAUCACUUCUUGCCCAUCAGAGAAUUCAUACUGGAGAGAAACCUUACAGAUGUAAUCAAUGUGAGAAAGCAUUUAGUAGCAGUUCAACCCUUAUCAAGCAUUUGAGAGUGCAUACUGGAGAGAAACCCUAUCAGUGUAAGGACUGUGGUAAAGCUUUUAGCCAGUGUUCCACCCUCACUGUACAUCAGAGGAUUCAUACUGGAGAAAAACUCUAUAAAUGUGGAGAAUGUGAGAAGGCCUUCAAUUGUAGAGCAAAGCUUCAUAGACACCAACAAAUCCAUACAGGUGAGAAAUCCUAUAAAUGUCGUGAAUGUGGGAAAAGUUACAGCCAGUUUACAUCUCUGGUUGAACAUCAGAGGCUUCAUACUGGAGAACAACUGUGUAAAUGCUUGGAAUGUGGGAGAAAUUUCACUCGCAUCUCAACCUUUAUUGAACAUCAGCGGAUUCAUACUGGACAAAAACCAUAUCAAUGUAAUGAAUGUGGGAAAGCCUUCAACCAGUAUUCAUCCUUUAAUGACCAUCGGAAAAUUCAUACUGGAGAAAAACUUUACGCAUGUGGAGAAUGUGGGAAAGCCUUUGGUUGCAAAUCUAACCUUUAUAGGCAUCAGAGAAUCCAUACUGGAGAGAAACCAUAUCAGUGUAAUCAGUGUGGAAAAGCUUUCAGCCAGUAUUCAUUCUUAACUGAACAUGAGAGAAUCCAUACUGGAGAGAAACUCUAUAAAUGUAUGGAAUGUGGGAAAGCCUACAGUUACAGAUCAAACCUUUGUAGACACAAAAAAGUUCACAAUAAAGAAAAACUCUAUAAAUGGAAAGAAUAUGGGAUCAGAGAUUUCUUAGAGGAGAUAAGCCCUAUGACAUUUAAUUCAUCUCUGAAAUAAUUUAAGGGUUCUCAUUGGAGAAUAAUCAGGAGAAUAAUAAAUAGGGCACAGGCUUCUGGUAGAUCAAGCCUUUUUUUACUUCUCUUAGAGAAAAUAUGCUAGUUAUCACUAAGUAAUGGUAGAAGUGACCAACAGAUAUUAAGAGCACUGCCUUGUCAAAUUUUAUAAGAACCAGUAAAUUUAAGAUUUCUAAAAACAUAAAAAUUUUAAAUUCACAGAAAAUUGUAAAAGACCUAACUUUGAAAACAAUGGAAUAUAAGUUUUAUUUCUUUCAUUAAACUUUGUUGCCUUUCUAACAGUAAGUUUCAAUAUGAAUUUUCUUUUAAAGGCAGUCACUGAGUUAUUAAUAAUGUGAAUAAGUGUGGGGCCUUAUUUUCUAAAAUGGCAGAUAAAUAUAGGAUAUGCUCUCUUUCAUAAAGAGAAGCUAAAGAUAAAAAGAAAUUCUUUAAAUUUAGAUUUUCACAUGGAAAUAAUUAAGCUCACUUUUUGUGAACUGCCUCACCAGCAAUUUAUAUUUAUAAAUAUACAUGUAUGUAUAUGUGUGUUAGUUGCUCAGUCAUGUCUGACUCUUUGCGACCCUGUAGACUAUAGCUUGCCAGGCUCCUCUGUCAAUGGAAUUCU
Messenger RNA from Cervus elaphus (red deer), 2652 nucleotides. RefSeq names its product zinc finger protein 354C (gene ZNF354C). The coding region runs from base 388 to 2031 and encodes 547 amino acids. NCBI's taxonomy places the organism in Eukaryota, Metazoa, Chordata, Mammalia, Artiodactyla, Cervidae. The record is from RefSeq and is a predicted model, not a curated record. The transcript has 5 exons. Gene Ontology annotation, molecular function: RNA polymerase II cis-regulatory region sequence-specific DNA binding; DNA-binding transcription factor activity, RNA polymerase II-specific. Gene Ontology annotation, biological process: regulation of transcription by RNA polymerase II.